AUGGAUGCCGAGGAUGCCUGGCAUGAAGCUGAGACCCCCACUGCCUCCAGCCUGAAGUUUGGGGUGGCCUCUGAGGCACUCACGAGGGACAUCCUGGUCCCUGCUGCAGGGCCUGAUGCUUCAGAGAGCCCAGCGUACAGAGCAGUGGAAGGCCACGGACUUGAGACCCCACAAGGAAAGUCGAAGGGCUCCUCUUCCGAGAUGUUGGCCCUGUUUCCCAAGGACAGCUCUGUGGACAGGACCCACCAGCAGAUCCCGGUGGCCAGACUCAAGCUAGUCAACUCCCAAGCCAGGAUGCCUGCUAGCCCAGAGCUCUGGGGGCCCCCAGGCAUAGAGAUCAGUCUAGACAUGGUACCAACUGCCACUGGACUUCAGGACUGGACAGCCAGGGACAGAGAAGAGCUGGAAGAAGCUCCCCCAGACAGCCCUGCUCCCCCAGACAGCCCUGCUCAUCCAGACAGCCCUGCUCCCCAAGAUAGCCCUGCUCCCCAAGAUAGCCCUGCUCCCCAAGACAGCCCUGCUUCCCCAGACAGCCCUGCUCCCCCAGACAGCCCUACUCCCAUCGGCCCCAGGCCACCCCAGGUAGAGUACGUGACAGGAACCACCAGGUCCCAGGAGGAGCCAUGGGAAAGACAUGGACAAACAGGGCCCAUGCAUCCCCACAGGGACCCUGAUCAGAAGGGUCAGGGACAGCAGGACACUGGGAGUCAAGGAGCACAGGAACAGAUUAAUGGGAGGAAAGAGAACCCAAAACUGGGCCAAGAGGACACGGAGACUGGGGAGCUAGGAGACCUGACUCAUGGCAAGUGGGGUCAGGAGGAGAUGGGGUGGGGGCCCCAAAAUCUGAGGCUCGGGGACUAUGGAGAGGAGGAUACCCUGUGGGGGUCAGGGCAGAAUGGCGCGGACAUGCAGCCUGGACAGGAGCUGGCAGAGCAGCGUCCAGAUGGGGGGCUGAGUUCACUGCAAGAGUCAGAGGAGCAUGUGGGGACGAAGGCAGGGACAGUAGACAAGGAUUUGGAGCCCAAGCUAGGGACCAGGGGAGAGCAGACAGCUCACAAGGACCCCUCCACUCUGGCUCCCAUGGUUCCCAGCAUCUAUCAUCCUAGUGACCCGUUCCCUGAGGCCUCUUGCCCCAUAACCAGGGUUCCUGGGGCUCAGGUAGAUGCCUGGGCUGGAGAUGCUUCCCUCUCAGUGUCCCUGACCCCUGACCUGAAACCAGGAUGGUCUCACCUGCCCGAGUUCCUGCCCAGACCCUUUGCAGCUGAGGUGACCCCUGGCAAAAUGGCAUCUCAGGAAGUCCAGCCAGUAGGACUCACUAGUACCCCAGGAAUGCCACCCGGGGCCCUGGGCUCCCCCUGUUCAACCACCUCACUGCCUGCCAGCCCCAAAGGGGAGACCCUACCCGCUGCAAGGCUUGUGGACGCUUCCGGACCCUCCCCAUCCACCCACAGUCCAGUUCUCUGCAGGGUUCCUGAGACAGCCCCGACUAGCCUCAUGGGGUCACCUCCACACAGCCCCGCAGUGUCUCCCCAGAAGAGGCCCCCAGCUAGCUCCUCAGAGUCCCCGCAGCAUAGCCCCUCAACCAGCCCUGUGGGGUCCCUCUCAGAGAGCCCCCCAGCUAGCCCUUUGGGGUCCCCCCUGCACCUGAGGAGCAACUCCUUCCCAGGCCACCGACGGACUGAUCUGUCCCUGGAUGUCACCAGGUCACUUUCCUUCUCUCACUCAGAGUCAUCCCAGAGCCCCCCUAAAGGUGCCAUCUAUGGCUCUGUGGCCCCCAGGAGGGACAGGAGGAGUGGGAGGGACAAUGGGGUGACCCUAGUAUCACCCACUGUGUGUGCAGGGCCUGGGCUGCUCCCCUCCCCACCUGAGGACAGCACCCCCCUGGGGGCCUCCCAGCUCAGCCCAAUCCCAGUCCCACCUCCACCCCUGGACUCUGUGGAUGGGAAACUCCCAGCGCCCCCAGUCCCCUUGGAGAAGAAGUGUGUUCUGCCCCCCGUGGGGGAAAGAGACCCCUCUCACCAGGCGAUGAUCACUCCCCUGCAACGGUAUAGCCAUCCACCCUGUCGGCCCCUCCGCUCCACACUCCACAGCACCUCCAGGGGUCCACCUGAAUCCCUUAUUGCAAGACAGCUCCGACCUCUGCCUGCCAUCCCAGACUGCCCCCACCCUGCUCAGACCUCUCUGCCUCCCAGGUCGAGAUACAACAAGCCUUUGCCCCCCACUCCCUUGUCCCCUCUCAACUCCUCCAGGAGUCAUCGGCUUUAUAAGCCACUGCCCCCACUGCCUACCCUGGACCUUGGUGCCGAGCCACCUCCUCUGCCCCCAAAGGUCAGGGCCAGGAGCCGGAGCAUGCAGACAACGAUCAUGGACACUGGGGGCCAGACCAGGCCAAGAUCAGGAGGGCAGGACUGCCCAGCUCCCGCCGACCCCUCUCCUGGCCGCACCUCCUGGCCCCCUGCUGCCAGCAAGACCACGGACCCCAGGGUGACCACCAGCAGGAUGACGAGUGACACGGGCUCCAGCAUGGCCUUUAGCAACAUGACCAACUUUCUGAGCCUCUCGUCUCCCACCUCUGCCUGGGCCCCAGAGAUUGGAGCUGGCCCUCAAGAGGGGACUAGCAGCCCACGGGGAGUGGAGCAGGCCCCCCAAGGACCUUGGAUAAGAGCAGGCCCUCAGGAGGGGACGACCCUCAACCCACAGGGAACAGAGCAGGCCCGGGCAAGGGCACCAGAGAGGCCCAGCCAUGCCCCACUGGAGAAGGCAUCCAGCUGGCCCCAUCGGAGAGACCCUGGCAGACCUCCAGCCGGGGGCGUCAGGCCAUCAUCUGGGGAGGGGUCCAGCAAGAGCAAGGGCUGGAACCGGCAGGGCCUGCGCCGGCCCUCCAUCCUGCCCGAGGGCACCUCAGAUCAGAGAGUGGCCUCCAUGGAGAGGACCCCUGUCUCCUCAGACACCAUUGUUUUUCGGGAGAAGAAGCCAAAGGAGGCAGCCUUCUCCAGACGCCGCUCCAAGCUCAUCAACCCCCAGCUGCUCUACCAGGAUUACAGCGAUGCGUGUCUCAACAAGGAAAUCCAGAGUCAGCAGCGCCUGGACAGCCUGGCAGAGUCCUCCGCACUGGCCUCCCCGCGGCAGCCCCGCAGGGCCCUGGUCUCCUCCGAGUCCUGCCUGCAUCGCCUCUCCUCGGCCUCCAGCAGCUCGCUCUGGCAGGAGAUCCCCUCGGUCCGAGGCAGCACCGUGCUGCAGACCAUGACCCUCGAGGACCAGAAGCUGCAGGAGGCCAAGUUUGAGCUGAUCGUCUCCGAGGCCUCUUACCUGCGCAGCCUGAAUGUGGCCGUGGAGCAUUUCCAGCUGUCCAGCCAGCUCCGGGCCGCCCUGUCCAACCAGGAGCACCAGUGGCUGUUCUCACGCCUGCAGGACGUGCACGAAGUCAGCACCAUGUUCCUCUCCGACUUGGAGGAGAAAUUCGAGAAGGACAUCUUCACUUUCCACGUAUGUGAUGUGGUCCUGGACCACACCCCACACUUCCGCCGCGUCUACCUGCCUUACGUCACAAACCAGACCUAUCAGGAGCGCACCUUCCAGAGCCUGAUGAAUGGCAACAGCCUCUUCCGUGAGGUCCUGGAGAAGCUGGAGAGCGACCCCAUCUGCCAGCGUUUGUCCCUCAAGUCCUUCCUGAUCCUGCCGUUCCAACGUAUCACCCGGCUCAAGCUGCUGCUGCAGAACAUUCUGAAAAGAACGCAGCCUGGCUCUUCAGAGGAGGCAGAGGCCACGAAGGCCCACCAUGCCCUGGAGGAGCUGAUCCGGGAUUGCAACAACAACGUGCAGAGGAUGCGGCGCACGGAGGAGCUCAUCUACCUGAGCCAGAAGAUCGAGUUUGAGUGCAAGAUAUUUCCACUCAUCUCACAGUCCCGCUGGCUGGUCAAAAGCGGGGAGCUGACGGCCCUGGAGUUCCCCGUGUCCCCAGGGCCGCGGAGGAAGCUGAGCACGCGCCCUGUCCACCUGCAUCUCUUCAACGACUGCCUGCUGCUGUCCAGGCCCCGAGAGGGCAGCCGGUUCCUGGUGUUCGACCAUGCCCCGUUCUCCGAGGUCCGCGGGGAGAAGUGCGAGAUGAAGCUGCACGGGGCCCACAAGAACCUCUUCCGCCUCUUCCUGCGCCACAGCACCCAGGCCACGCAGGCCGAGUUCCUCUUCCGCACGGAGACUCAGAGUGAGAAGCUCCGCUGGAUCUCGGCGCUGGCCAUGCCCCGAGAGGAGCUGGACCUGCUGGAAUGCUAUGACUCCCCACAGGUGCAGUGCCUCCGAGCCUACAAACCCCGAGAAAACGAUGAGCUGGCACUGGAGAAGGCCGACGUGGUGAUGGUGACACAGCAGAGCAAUGAUGGCUGGCUGGAGGGCGUGAGGCUGUCGGACGGAGAGAGGGGCUGGUUCCCGCUGAAGCAGGUGGACUUCAUCAAGAACCCGGACGUCCGCGCACAGAACCUGAAGGAGGCCCAGCGAGUGAAACUGGCCAGGCUGCAGCUGGUGGAGCAGGGGUCCGAGCUGCCGAGGGUCUGA
Elephantulus edwardii (Cape elephant shrew) is the source of this 4551-nucleotide messenger RNA. It is a transcript of the gene ARHGEF5, whose product is annotated as Rho guanine nucleotide exchange factor (GEF) 5. The record is from RefSeq and is a predicted model, not a curated record. Lineage: Eukaryota; Metazoa; Chordata; Mammalia; Macroscelidea; Macroscelididae. The transcript has 15 exons. Gene Ontology annotation, molecular function: protein binding; guanyl-nucleotide exchange factor activity. Gene Ontology annotation, biological process: activation of GTPase activity; intracellular signal transduction. Bases 1 to 4551 code for a protein of 1516 amino acids. Gene Ontology annotation, cellular component: cytoplasm; nucleus.